Molecule: messenger RNA, 738 nt
Organism: Mytilus californianus (California mussel)
Lineage: Eukaryota; Metazoa; Mollusca; Bivalvia; Mytilida; Mytilidae
Product: lectin BRA-3-like
Exons: 6
Coding region: 90-656 (188 amino acids)
Source: RefSeq, a predicted model, not a curated record
CAUUUGUGGAUGGUUCUGGAUUUGGCACAGGGUCAGAUUUUGGACUCCCUCCUAUUCCAUUUUUAGCCAUAGCGUUACUCUCGAUACCAAUGGUAAUGAUGACAAUGAUGAGUACUGUUACUAGUGAAACAAGUGUUGCACCCAGACCUGUUGUGCCAACAACUGUUUUGGUUACUGUUCCAACUACACAAGCCGCUGUACAAACAACACCAUGUGUUCCAACAAAUUGCCCUGCAAGAUAUAGGUUGUUGUCUGACCAAACUGCUAGUCCUAAUUGUUACUUCUUCAGCGAAGAUAAUAAGAAAAUAUGGUCUGAUGCUCUGAAGGCAUGUACCUCGACACCAGGAGCAUACCUAUGGAGGCCAAAUACACGAACAGAAGCUAAUGCUGUCAAAGAUACGUUUGGUUUCCAAACUACCCAAUCAAUAUGGACUGGCGCAAAUAGUCCUACCCAUGAUGAGAAUUAUGUAUUUGCCGUUGACAAUGCUGCUUUUUCAUUGACUAAUCUUCCAUUUGGAGAAAAGACUAUAAGUUUUUCCGGGCAAGACUGUGUUGAAAUACUAUUAAAUGAUUCAGAUGUCUGGAAAUGGGAAAAUGAAGACUGUAAAGAUGCAGAGCGAUUUAUUUGCGAACUUCCAAGGAAAACCUGUCCGUAGAAGUGUAUGAAGCCGUUGUUAUAUUCCAAUGGACGAAUAUUUCUUAUCCCUGGAGCAAAAAAACAAUAAAUUAGAAUCAUAU